AAGGAGGCUGGGCAGAGGGAUACCUGGUGCGGUCCAGUUCCCAGAACUGUUUUCUGACUGCAUAGCACACACACACACACAAAAUGGUCAAUGGAGGGGGAAAAUGUCUACGCACACUUCGCUUUUUGUCCCUUCCACUUUUGAAAUCAUGUGCGCGCUGCUCAGUAGUGAUACUCGCAGCGAUGCAAUUGUGCACAAGGCAGAAAGUAAAUUUUAGAUCUCUUAGGUGCUUUGGUGGGGUGGGUUUUUGUAAAAUAAAUAAAUAAAAAAUCACAAAGUGCUUUUGCAUUUAAUGAAGUUGACGAAACUGGAAAACUCUCUUUCUUGACUCUUGCUUGUGUUAAAAGUAGAAGGUGUGGCUGCCAAGUCGCAAUUUGCCUCUGUUUUAUAAUAUUGCCGUACAUUUCCUGUUUUUGCCACAGUGUGAUCUUCCAUUGGUUCUGGUGGAUGUGUUUUUGUUUUGGGGGUAUUAUAGAUGGUAAAGAUGGAUGACUAGUUGCUUCCUUUACCCACCCACCCACUUCGUUGGUGAUAUUACAGUACAUGCCGUAGUGUUCUCUGAAUAUAGACCUGGCAAACUAGUGUGUGGUAGACCUGCUCCUAACUCCACAUGCGGCUUCUGUGAGUAUUCAGGAGCUCUGCAGAUUUGCCCCCACUUCUCAAGAUGUAUAUGUUGGUUGAAGACCACUCAAACUCUGUUCUUCAUUUGACGAGAUCACCUGGUAUCAGAUCUUGGUCUCUCCUUGUAGGGAUCUCCUCUGUAGGUCUGGCUGCUGCUUACUAUAGUGAAGACAGCUUGGGAUGGAAACUCUUUUAUCUUGCUGGCUGUCUCUUCGUAGCUGUGCAAAAUCUGGAGGAGUGGGAGGAAGCUAUAUUUCAAAAGAAUUCGGGAAAAGUUUUCCUAAAGACAUUCAACCUUUACAAGAAGCUGCUGACCCUGUCAAGGGCAGGUCACGAACAAGUGGUGGUUCCAUUGAAUGAAAUUCGGGCUGUGAAUGUGGAAGAGGAGAAAGUACGCUACUUUGGGAAGGGCUACCUAGUUGUCCUGAGAUUUGUCACUGGGUUUUCACACCCUUUGACACAGAGUGCAGUGAUGGGCUGCAGAAGUGAUGUAGAAGCUGUGGCCAAGCUCAUUACUGGCUUUCUGGAGCUGAACAAAGUUCCACCAAACAAGUAUAUUCCACCAAACAAGUAUAUUGAGAACAGCAGUGAAACAGAUGUCAGUGAUGAAGAGGUAUCCUUCCCAGAAAUCUACGGUAGCAGCUGUUUAGAGGGACCAGACGAACCUGAUUUUUAAAGCCUUCCUUUCAUCCCCAGUGAAGUGAAUCUUUUAUAAGAAUUUCCUUAAAUGUGGUUUUAGAGAAACAAAACUGAGCAAAGCUAUUGGCCUGGUUUAGAUGAUCACCUAGGACAGCCUUGAAUUUGAGCACUUCCACUUUACCUCUGUGUGCGAGAGAGGAGUGAAAGCUUUUGUUUCCAUGUUGGAACAAACCAAAGUUUUGUAUUACAUUGGGGAUUGUGACUUGUUCUGAAACUAUGGUUUGAGCCGGAUUGUUUUUUUAUUUUUUUUAAGAACAAAGCACUGUUCAUAAAUAAUGUUGACCUGUGGUUUUAAGUGUAAGCUUUUGCUCUCCUCUUGUGUUGUGAAGGAGAAGAGGGACAAGGGGAGCCCAAGGCACGCCGCAGUUAGUUCCUGAUAAUUUAAACCAUGGUUUAGAUGACCUCCCGAACCCAGACCUUUAUGUUGCCUUCAGAAGACUUGUUAGCUCAUUGGUGAGAGACUAGUAUCUUCAUUUUUAUAUUUUGCCAUGAGUUUGGUGACAGCAGAUGAACUUUCUAUUACUGCUGUAGAAGUAUGGUUUCUACGUGUCAACAUUUAUUUUUUUUUUUUUAUAUUCUAUUCUUCAAAGGAAAUUUCCAGUGUAGUAAUAGAUAUACGAACUAUGGAUUUUUUUAUUUAAAAAACCCACACAACAGUGGAAGAUAUUUUUGCAUGUUGGGGCUGUAGGUACGAGUCCAACCUUUCAAGAUGUUACUUUAAAAAAAAAAGGAAGAUGGGAAAUUUCAAAGUGAUUUAGCCAGUAAGUUUUAUUUUUUUAUUAUAAAAAAGUAUUAAGAUCUAUGUCAGGGUGGAUUCUGUGCCCCUCUGAAUCUUCCAGGACUCCAGGUCCAAUGAACCUUUGCCAGCAAGGCCAUGCUUGCUGGGGUUGUUAGGAGCUAGGAGUCCAGGAACAUUCAGAGGGCUGUGGAUUCCCUGAUCUGCCUUUGGUUUUGAGUUUUUUUCAAAAAAUAUAUACCUCAUUUUCUAAGAGCUUUUAAAUGUCUUGAUUUACAUGUAUCCUUUUGUUUUCCUAUUCAUGGUCGAUACUUUAUGAACAGCUAAGGGUAGAAGAUUGUAAAUGCUUGCCAAGCAGAAAUUUUACUUCUGAUCACUCCUGCUACUCUUAAGUAUUCUUCAGGUGUCAAUUGCAACAGUAAAAAUGUUUUAUAAAGUGGCGUUUCAGCCUUUAUACAAUUUUUUGUAAAGGUCCCUGUACUGUUUGGAUAUCCAGUGUUAAUAUUUCUUAUCGGAUCCUUGAUUCUUAUGGAACUUUCUUCUUUUAUGUUUCCUUUUAACUAUAACAUGUAUACAAGUAUGUAUAUUUGGUUUUUAAAAGUACUAUUAACAAAUUUUGUAAGAAGCUAAAAAAAAAAAGCUUCCCGCAGGUACUUGUACAUUUCAAAUAGGGCACAAUGAAUGGUGAAAAAGAAUGCAUCAUUUAAGUACACGAAACUUGUAACUCUUAAGAUAAUACGUGUAAUUGUAAGUAUUCUAUAAAAUUUGAGAGGCUAUA
Molecule: messenger RNA, 2834 nt
Organism: Zootoca vivipara (common lizard)
Lineage: Eukaryota; Metazoa; Chordata; Lepidosauria; Squamata; Lacertidae
Gene: CYBC1
Product: cytochrome b-245 chaperone 1
Source: RefSeq, a predicted model, not a curated record